AAGGAGUGCAUUUAGUUUUCGGUGAGCGACUCCGCUAUCUCAGGCGGAACUAACGAUGUUUCAUUUUCCUCAGAAUCAUGCUCGGCGUGAAACUGUGGGGGACCUUUUCAGUGUGCUGUAGCCGUUGGUUAGGAAGUCAGUGAUGUCUUUCUCGAAUAAGUUCGACUGAGGAUGCCCGUUCUGAUGCAUACGUACUAGAACGAUAAAUUUUAGGUUCAAGUGACGCGAUCCUUACCGAAUAACUACUAAUACCUCCCGGCGCUCUAGUACAGGCUACAGAACGACGCUCCCGUUGCUCUCCCCUUGAAACCCUAACUCCGUAAGACGGAAUGUCGUGCCCGCAGACGGAACCAUUUCGAAUUUGUUGGUCCUAGGUCGUUGCAAUCUCACUGGUAGCACAAUGCUGAAAGUGGCAUAUGCUUCUGCUGAGAUCUUUCGUAAUGAGAAGAGACAGCCCGUAUUCUAGCCAGAAAGCGUAAUCCGUCACUAGUUUGAUCACAUCCGACGCCAUAGUAUCGGCGACAUGUCUUUCAGUGUGAAAUUCCGAGUCCCAGUCGAUCUUAUUCCACGCGAGUCAGGCGAGCCCAGUAGCGAAGGAACGACGAAAUGCAGCAGCGGCAGUGACGUCACCAGCAGGUUCGUUGACAGCCAUACCGAAAACAAGCCAUCCGCGUCAUCAUCAUCUCACGAGGUCGUUCCCCUCGCUGUCUCUCCAAAUGAGUCUCUCAGAUCAGUCUUCAACAGGCUGUUUCAGUCCCACCUGCCAGACUGCUGCCUGCCAUGCGAGGCACGUCAGCAACAGGGAGGGGGGAAUGGUGGGAAAGCGCCCAGAAAAGCCUCAGCGGAUGGGACGCAGCCGGUCCGUUUCAUGGUGCAUGGUCAGGUGGUGUACCUCUCGCCUGACUCCACUGUGGAGCAAGCCAGGCUCAAAUCGGGUUCAACCGUCAAAGUGCUUCCCGUGAAGACAGUGCACGAAGGAGUUGAUAAGGGGAAGGGCAAGGGCAAGCACGCCGUUCAUGCACCGCAGGGGACGGAUGCGCCUGCUGCUGUAGCUGCAACGGCUGUGCCUCUUCCUGCUGCUGCUGCCGCUCUUCCUUCUUCUGCUGGUUCCACUGCUGAACCUGCUCCUGCUGCUGCGCCUGCUGCUGCUCCUGCUGCUGCUGCGCCUGCUGCUGCUCCUGCUGCUGCUGCACCUGCUGCUGCAUCUGCUGCUCCGCGUGCUGCUUCUACCGCAACCCGCAUUGACUACAGCAAGUGGGACCAUCUGGGGUCCAGCAGCGAGGAAGAGGAGGAGAAGUGGGAUCAUCGCGAGGCCAGCAGCGAUGAGGAGGAGGAGGAGGAAGAGGUGGAGGAGCAGACCCAGCCAGAAGGAGCUGCUGGAAGAAGCGUUGUAGGAAAGGGGAAGACCGAGGCCUCUGGUGCUGGCGAUCCGGCACCCAGACACAGCGGCAUUGAUUUCUCUUCCCUCAAGUACGGCACUUGCUCAAGCGGACUCCCGCUGAACACAGGGAGCAGCAGCAGCAAGGACGAGGAAACAGCCCCAGAGAAGCAGGUUCGAGCUCCAGACAGCACAGGGAACGGGAGUGGAGGGAAGGCAAAGGACCAGAGUGGAGGGAUAGAGGAGAAAGGGGGUGUUGGGAAAGGAGAAAGAGGGUCGGAGGAGGGUCUUCAGGUGCUGUGCCGGGCGGACAUGGUGCACUACCUGGACGUGAGGGGCGGGUGGGACGUGGCGGCCUGUGAGAGGUGCUUUGAGCGCGCAAUCAGCGCUCAGGCGAAGCAGGCCCUGUGGGUUCAGGACCUGGCGGCCUUCCGCUUCAACCUGCGGCAGCAGGAGGACAAAUCCGUCCCCUUGGUGCCGCCAAGCCCGCUGUUAGGAGGGAAACUUGGGGCGAUUGAAGAGUACUCCUCCAGGGUACCGGUGCCGGAGCGGCUGCUAGGAGGGAGACGAGGGGUGCCGGCUCGUGAGCAGUACAAGUGGAAGUGUGAGCGGGCGCCUCUGCUUUGUGCCGAAACGAUGCUUCUAGAGUGGAUGGCUGAGCCUCGCGUGGGCGUGCUCAUGGACCUGGGGAGGAUCAGAGCCCGCCUGCCGGCUAUUCUGGGUGAGAAAGGUCCCGCUGCAAAGUCCCCUGGUGCUGCUGCUGUCGCUGCCCCUGCUCCUGCUGCUGCAGGUUCUUGCGCUUCUGGAGCGUGGUGUUGCUGGCGCUGCAGCAGCUGCUGGGCUGCCUACCGCCGUGCUGUCAACUUUGCUGCGUUUCUCGUGCUUGUAGCGAGGCGCCCCCGCCUUGUGACUCUAUGGAAGGCCCACUCGGACUCUGACUCUGCAGUCUAUCCGGCCGUAGUGGCUCAGCUGGGGGCGGGCAGGCAGGAGGAGGAGGACCAGUUUGCUUCCCUCCUGGUGCAGAUCCUCGGGGUGAAGGAGAGUGCUGACCUCAAGGAGGGGUUUGGGUUCUUUGUGCAGAAUCUGCUGUCAGGGGGGGUUCGGGACAAUGGGGAGGGGAAGGCAGGGGGAGGGAGGAGUAGUGUGAGGGGGUCUCCAGAGCACAUGGUGGAAACGUUUGAGGCUCUGGUGGGGAUGGUGAGGAGUGGGGUGCCGGCUGAUGAUAUGGUGAGCAGCAUGAUGGGGAUGGUGAGGACGGAGGGAGGCAUGCAGGGACUGGGAGCAGAGGCGGUGGUAUGCAUGCUGGAAGGGAGUGCGGCUGGGGCAGGAAGGGAAGGCAGCCGUGGGAGGGGGGAUGAGGGGUGUGGCGAUGGUAGCAGGGAUAGCAAGGGCGGGGAGUGGAGGGAGCAUCUGAAGGGGCCAGUGUGGGAGAGGUAUGUGGAAGGGAUGGCUGGGAUGUUGAAGCAUGGAGGGGGGGAACGGAGGGAUUUCAGGUGCAACCAUUGCAGUGACGGCAGCAGCAGCAGCAGCGGCGGCGGCGGCAGCGGCAGCGGCAGCGGCAGCGGCAACGGCAACGGCAGCGGCAGCGGCAGUGGCGGCAGCAGUGUGGAAGGCAAUGGCGCUCCCAAGGGCAUGUAUGUGAGUGGCGUGGGCGCCACUGACUUUGCCCUAGCGUUUGCCACAGUCCUUUCCAAGCCAGGGCUGCGCAAGGAGUGGGAGGUGUACGUUCUGGACGCCGAUACCCCCAGCAAGACGCUCGUGGAGGAUGCAGCGAUUGUGGAGGCAAGGGAGAGGCUCAGAAUGGGGACGCAUGUGGGAGGGGGGGCUGCCACUGCUACAGCAGCUGGGGUGCCAUUGGCAGGCAUGUUGCCUUCGUCAAAUGCAGCUAAGAGCGCCACUGCUGCCACUGCCCACACUGUCAACAGCGCUUCGGUUGUCACCACUGCUUCUGCUGCCAGUGCUCCCUCAGACCGUAGUGCCUCUUCCAGCCUUACCCUCGUGCCUGUCACACAGAACCCGGUGGUUGCGGCCUUAACUUAUCGGGUCGGUUGCAUCCUGCAGUGGGUCCGAAUGUAUGGCUCAGAUUCCAUCUCAGCGCAGAAAUGCUUCAAGGAGAGCCGACAGGGCAAGGUACGGCCAAUGCGCCAUCCGUUCCGGGACCUUCCAAGCCUCCUGGUCAGGCUCGGCGCCGUACCCAAGCCUCCGGAUGGGAAUAAGUUUGACAAUGAGUGGGAGGAGUGGCCUCAGGGCGAUGAAGAUGCUGUGAAGUUUCCUGAGGACAAGAGUGUGAGAUGCUUUCGGCUGGGGAUUGAGGAGGAGAGUGGGAUGAGAGAGGAUGUUGGAGCUGCAAAGAGAGGGGGUGGCAGAGCGAGUGGUGGGGGAAGUGGCAAGGGGGGUGGCAGGCGUGGUGGCAGGGGGACUGCCAGGGGUUGCAUGAAAGAGUCUCCCUUCGCAGCUCCACUCCAGAACAGGCCACACAGGCCAGACCUCCCCAUUGUGCGCUGCGCAGCCGACGCACACUUCCUGGUGGAGUUUGCCGGCCACCAGGUGAAGCCGCCGCCCUGCGCGCGCUGCAGCGCGUGCAUCGGCCAGUUCCACUUCCACCUCCCCUUCUUUGCUCUCAUCGCCACCUACGCCUACCGCCCCGCCUCCGUCCUCCUCGACCGGUUCCUCUCCGUCUUCCCCCCUCCCUCCCCGGAGUUUGACAAACUCACGGAUAUUCUGCAUUUUGAGCCGUACCCUCGGGAUGUGCCUUUUAGGCUAAUUCUCGAGGAGGUGAGGGAGAGGGCAGAGGAGGUUCCCAUCUACUUCCUGCAGAACGUGGCUCUCUACUGGCCCAAGUCCCUCCUGCAGAUUGAGGAGCUGGAGAGGGGGGGAGUAGAGGAGGACGAUGGGGAGGUGUGGGAGGAGGUCCACCAUUGGUGCUUUGCGGUUCUCAUGGCGUGGCCCACGUUGACGCGCUUGGCUGACCCCUGCAGAGGCAGCCGCGAGCAGAAGAAGGUCACCCCUGAGGUGGCUGAAGAGCUGUACCACAGGUCCUUGGAGUCGAGAUUCCGUGAGGAGUGGGAGGGGGGGAGGGACCCUGGCAGCAGCAGUAGCAGCAGCGGCAGGAGUGGCAGAAAAGCAGGGAGGGGAAAGGAGGAGGUGCCGGCUUAUCUGAAGCCAUGGCCGGGGGGAGUUAAUCUGGUGGCAUGUCUGCGAGAGAUGCUGCUGGGGCAGCCAUGCUACCGCCCUCCCUCCGAUGCUGCUUCUUCCACUCCUGUUGUAAACACGCGUGCACCUGGCACUGCUGCUGCAUCAAACUCUGCUGCCGCACGGGAUUCAAGUGAAGCCAAGAGCCGUUUCUGUGGUGCUGCAGGGUGCGGGGCGGCAGAAGGUGGUGGUGUGAGGCUGAGGAACUGCUCUGGGUGUGGCAAGGUUGCGUAUUGCAGCAGAGACUGCCAAAAGGCGCAUUGGCCCUCCCACAAGCUCGCAUGCCCAGGGAGGGCCGGUGGGAAGAGGAGUGGCAGCACCAGUGGCAAGGCCUGACGUCAGCAAAUGUGUGUCACUCACUGUCACCUUUCAUGAAGAGUUACUCACGAUACCAGUGGCCUCAUCUGCAGGGUCUCAGAUAUCAGACGAAAUCGGUCUGGUGUGUCAACUUAUACAUAUUAUCUAUGUAGAAGUUAUAGGCUAGACUGAGGUAUGCUUCUAGUGAGUACAACCAACUAGUAUUUGUUCUAGGUUUCCACCUCUAGGGGUGUGUCAACUUAUACAUAUUAUCUAUGUAGAAGUUAUAGGCUAGACUGAGGUAUGCUUCUAGUGAGUACAACCAACUAGUAUUUGUUCUAGGUUUCCACCUCUAGUAAUCA
This is a messenger RNA of Closterium sp. NIES-67, 5229 nucleotides long. The record is from the annotation of a GenBank genome assembly. Lineage: Eukaryota; Viridiplantae; Streptophyta; Zygnematophyceae; Desmidiales; Closteriaceae.